Molecule: messenger RNA, 444 nt
Organism: Rotaria socialis
Lineage: Eukaryota; Metazoa; Rotifera; Eurotatoria; Philodinida; Philodinidae
Source: the annotation of a GenBank genome assembly
AUGGCUGGUGUAGCAAAAUUAUUCGAUGGUCAUAUUUUGAAUAAAUCAAAUGAAUCUAUUGAUCUUACCGAUCAAAAGUAUAAAGGCAAGAUUAUUGGUCUUUAUUUUAGUGCUCAUUGGUGUCCACCGUGUCGUGGCUUUACUCCAGUAUUAAUUAAUUUUUAUAAAUCACAUGCAGAAGAGAAAAAUUUUGAAAUAAUAUUUAUAAGUUCUGAUCGCGAUGAAGCAUCAUUUAAUGAGUAUUAUAAAGAUAUGCCUUGGUUAACAUUAGAUUUUAAGGAACGUAAGAAAAAAGAAGAAUUAGGAAAACAGUUUAAAGUUGCUGGAAUCCCAACAUUUAUUUUGCUUGACGGUGACUCGGGAGAUAUUAUUUGUGCUGAUGCAAGAGGUCAACUUCAAUCACAAGAUACUGAAGGAAAAAAUUUUCCAUGGAAAUCAACAUAA